Lepus europaeus (European hare) is the source of this 4621-nucleotide messenger RNA. RefSeq names its product hepatocyte nuclear factor 4 alpha (gene HNF4A). The coding region runs from base 84 to 1658 and encodes 524 amino acids. The record is from RefSeq and is a predicted model, not a curated record. Gene Ontology annotation, biological process: positive regulation of transcription by RNA polymerase II; cell differentiation; anatomical structure development. Gene Ontology annotation, molecular function: RNA polymerase II cis-regulatory region sequence-specific DNA binding; zinc ion binding; nuclear receptor activity. Lineage: Eukaryota; Metazoa; Chordata; Mammalia; Lagomorpha; Leporidae. The transcript has 11 exons. Gene Ontology annotation, cellular component: nucleus.
GGCGGGGGGCCGGGCUCGCCUGGAGCCUUCGGGGUGGGCACCCUGGGCAGGGCAGGUGGCCGAGGCGUGGAGGCAGGGGGAGAAUGCGCCUCUCCAAAACCCUGGUCGACAUGGACAUGGCCGACUACAGCGCUGCACUGGACCCGGCCUACACCACCCUGGAAUUUGAGAACGUGCAGGUGUUGGCGAUGGGCAAUGACACAUCCCCAUCAGAAGGCGCCAACCUCAACGCACCCAACAGCCUGGGUGUCAGCGCCCUGUGUGCCAUCUGUGGGGACAGGGCCACGGGCAAGCACUACGGCGCCUCCAGCUGUGAUGGCUGCAAGGGCUUCUUCCGCAGGAGCGUGAGGAAGAACCACAUGUACUCCUGCAGAUUUAGCCGGCAGUGCGUGGUGGACAAAGACAAGAGGAACCAGUGCCGCUACUGCAGGCUCAAGAAGUGCUUCCGGGCUGGCAUGAAGAAGGAAGCCGUCCAGAAUGAGCGAGACCGCAUCAGCACUCGGAGAUCCAGCUACGAGGACAGCAGCCUGCCCUCCAUCAACGCGCUCCUGCAGGCGGAGCUCCUAUCCCAGCAGAUCACCUCCCCCGUCUCCGGCAUCAACGGCGACAUCCGCGCGAAGAAGAUCGCCAGCAUUGCGGACGUGUGCGAGUCCAUGAAGGAGCAGCUGCUGGUGCUCGUGGAGUGGGCCAAGUACAUCCCGGCUUUCUGUGAGCUCCCCCUGGACGACCAGGUAGCCCUGCUCAGAGCCCACGCCGGUGAGCACCUGCUGCUCGGAGCCACCAAGCGAUCCAUGGUGUUCAAGGACGUGCUGCUCCUGGGCAACGACUACAUCAUCCCUCGGCACUGCCCGGAGCUGGCGGAGAUGAGCCGGGUGUCCAUGCGCAUUCUCGAUGAGUUGGUGCUGCCCUUCCAGGAGCUACAGAUAGACGACAAUGAGUAUGCCUGCCUCAAAGCCAUCAUCUUCUUCGACCCAGACGCCAAGGGGCUGAGUGACCCAGGCAAGAUCAAGCGGCUGCGGUCACAGGUGCAGGUGAGCCUGGAGGACUACAUCAACGACCGCCAGUAUGACUCGCGCGGCCGCUUUGGCGAGCUGCUGCUGCUGCUGCCCACCCUGCAGAGCAUCACCUGGCAAAUGAUCGAGCAGAUCCAGUUCAUCAAGCUCUUCGGCAUGGCCAAGAUUGACAACCUACUGCAGGAGAUGCUGCUAGGAGGCGGAGUUACAGAGAGAGAGAGAGGGAGAGAUAGAGAGAUAGAGAGAGAGAGAGAUCUUCCAUCUGCUGGUUCGCUCCCCAAAUGGCCACAAUGGCCUGGGCUGUGCCAGGCUGAAGUCAGGAGCCAGGAGCUUCUUCCAGGUCUCCCAGGGUCCUCCAGUGAUGCACCCCAUGCCCACCACCCCCUGCACCCUCACCUGAUGCAGGAACACAUGGGCACCAACGUCAUUGUGGCCAACACGAUGCCCACUCACCUCAGCAAUGGACAGAUGUGUGAGUGGCCCCGGCCCAGGGGGCAGGCAGCCACCCCUGAGACUCCACAGCCCUCACCACCAGGCGGUUCAGGGUCCGAGCCCUACAAGCUCCUGCCGGGGGCCAUCGCCACAAUCGUCAAGCCUCCCUCUGCCAUCCCCCAGCCAACCAUCACCAAGCAAGAAGUCAUCUAGCAAGCAGCCGGGGGUCGGGGGCUCUGCUGGCUCCCCCCAGCCCCCUCAGAGAGUGCCUGGUGAUCACCCGGUCACAGCAAAGGGAGGCAUGACAGCAGGGCCAGUCCCAGAGCAGUAGGGGAAAAGGCAAAGGGCCCAAGAGUGUGGGCUGAGGGCCACAGCCCAUGGCCGCCUUUUAGCACCCGAGCCCUGGAUGGUGGGGCUUUGACUUGGGGAGCCCUUAGCUGGAGAGUUCUCUGCUGCCUUGGACAACUUUUCCAUGUUGAAGCCACUGCCUUCGCCUUCAUCCACACCUCCCCCAGCUUCUUCACCCCCAAAGGUCGGCUGUCCGGGACACUAUGGGACCUUGCUCCAGCGCUGCUCCCGCCUCUUCCACCGGCAUCUCUGCUCUCCCAGGAUGGUCGUGGCAUCCAGAAGCAGAGCCCUGUCAGAUGGCAGCACCUCGCCCUUCCCCCUUCUGCUGCCCCAACCCCAGAUGCCCUCUCCACCCUCCACUGUCACCGGCCUCAGCCAUCCUGUCUUCCCCAAAGCCGUCUCUCUGUAAGACUCAGCACCAAUUCCCAAGUCAUCUCAGGAACAUUCCAGAAGCACUGGCUGGGACUCGGCAGAGCACGGGAAACCUGUUGAAAGGCACACACCCUUCUCCUCUUCCAACUGCAUGGGCGCUUCCCUUCCCUGGGCUGGGUGGCUGUUUGGAGGGGUGACCACGAUAGGCAUUCCAGAAUGAGAGAACAAUCGCAGGAUGACGGCCGCAACAGGACCUCAGGGGGAGACCUGGGCGGGGGUUGUGCAGAGACUGCCUUGGGAAAGAGGCACAGGCCUUUGAGGGAGGGGAGGGCUCUGAAUGGCAGCGCAGGUGAGACGGGGUAUCCCAAGGGAGAGCAGCCUGGGUGAAGGCCUGGCCCCUGAGGCAGGAAGAAUGGUGCUACGAGCGGAACAGGCUCUCUGGAGUCCACAGGGCAAGCUGGGGAGCAGGGGGCCUUGAGUGUCGGUCUGAGGCCAGGAGUAGUCAGGGCUGUGCACUGAGCUGGGAUUUCAGAAGACGAACAUGGCCGUCCUGUGGAGGUUAGAAGGUUGGGGGAAAGCAGGGAGCUCCGGCAGGGUCAGGUGUAACGCCGGUGAGAGCGAUGAGGCUUGCAGACACGGAGGAAGGGGUGGGGGAGUCCUUGGGUGGGCUACGAGGCGGGAGCGUCUCCCAGGACUGUCUCCUUGCUCCUAGGCACUGCCUUAGGCAGUUGGCAGGCAUCAUCGCAUUGCAUCCUCCCUGUUGGCUAACCACGAUUGCAGAAGAUGAACCCUUAAGAGGUUAAGUGAUCUUUAUCGGGGGGGGGGGGGGGGGACUUACACUGUAAGUAGGUGGCUGGGUCAGGACUUGAACUUGGUCCCCCUUGAUCGAACAGGGGCGCUCAAAGAGGCUCCUCUGUCCCCCCGUGGUGGAGCUGAGGGUGGAGUUGACUUCUCCAUCCCUUCACCAGCCUCAGAAACCAAAAGCUCAUUCUUCGCAGGAGCUCCGCCCGCUCCCAGCACGGAGAUUGGCUUCAGGCUGCACUUAAACUCACAUAGGGUCUAGAAUCCUGUUUGCUGCUAAGUAGGAAGGGGAAUUCUCGGCUCCUCACCCCUUUGCUGUCUCUCCCCCAAGUCUGGGGGCAGGCAGCAGGGAUCUGGUUCCAGCAGGACAGACCCCUGUGGCCCGGCCACCUGUGGGUGGGAGAGUUUGAAUGAGUGACAGGGACAAGGUGAGAUGGCCUGGGUCUGAGGGAUGCUGUGGGGUCUGUGUCAUCCAAGGAGCAUCCUGGGAGCAUCCAGCCCUGGCGCGGAGCAGCUGGCACUUCAUUUAUGCAGAAUCCUGGUGGCUCUGGGGAGUCUGGAAACUGCCACUGGCUGGUGGGCUAACAGGGGUGUGUCCUGAAGCCGGAAGUGUGAUGACAAAGGAAAUUGAAUUCUCAGGUUCUCUCGCCCAGGGGUGCCCCUUCCUAGUGGACGGGGCAGAGUGCCAGGGCCCACCAUUCGCCACUGUUACUGUUCGCCAAAGAGGCACGGAGAAGCACUAGGCCGUAGGCUGAAGAGGAAUCCACACCCCCAGAGUGGUCAGGAGCGGCCUCCCCAGCUCCGCCGAGCCAGGCUCUGGUCCCAGCAGAUGCUUGCUGCUCCCAGCUCAGAGUCGCAGGCCUGCCUCGGCUACCCUCACUCACUCCAGCGCCCCAGGAGUCACAGCCAGCUGGCUCAGACUGGCCUGUGCCCCGCCGGGGAGGCGGGGAACCCACUGCUCACUCUGGUCACCCACUCUUGGGCUCUCCACCUCCUGGCCGCAGUCUUGGAACACGGCUGAGAAUUUCCCAGGGGGCAGAGUGGACUGCACAGCAGCCUUCAAUGGGUCUGUGCUCCCACUCCACCCUUUCCCGAGAAGUCCAUUUCCCGUUGUGAGCUUUAUUGCCAGGCAGGAAACAAAACAACGUUUAUGGUCUCGUUCCAAGUGGAAGACACCACACUGGAGAUUUUUUUUUUUCUGCCUGAGUAGUGGUCCUAACACAUAAAACCUGGUGGGCUAACAAAGGGUUGUUGGGGGGAGGGGCAAGCAUGGGCACAUUAAUCUCUCCACCAAGAUACCCCCUUCAGGAAGCCCCCAGGAGCUUCUAGAAUCCACCCGGCUCCCGUGAGAGUGGACGCAAUCAGAAACGAGUGCUCAGUUUCUUGUGCUGCCCAAGCCAUUAUUUUCCCAGACUUUCCUGUGAUCUGCCCUGAGUAAGAAGAACUGUGAAGUCGCCAUCAAGCAACUGUGGAAAUGCGCUGGUGGCGCCGGGCCGACCUGUGUCUUCCCGUGGCUGUGAAUGUCCUCGGGUCCCAUGCCGACCCCUGAGCCCCAUCACUGCCGCCCAAUGGGGCAAAGAAGCAAAAAAGCAUUUCUUACUUGUAUGUUUUAACAAAGUUUAUAAAACAAAAUAAAUGGCACAUAUGUUUUCUAA